AUGCUUCAACUGCUGAUCGUUGUGGCCUUCUCCUCUGUUCCUCUGACUCUCUACAUUCCGCCCGUACGCAACUUCAAUCUCUUCGUCCACACCCUCCAGUCUUUUCUACAAGAUUCCUCUCUCUUCUCCUUUCGCGCCUUUUUUCGUAUCCGACUCGCUUUCUCCCGCAUCUUCAACUCCAUCGUCCACGUUACCUGGUAG
Sphenostylis stenocarpa is the source of this 201-nucleotide messenger RNA. The record is from the annotation of a GenBank genome assembly. Lineage: Eukaryota; Viridiplantae; Streptophyta; Magnoliopsida; Fabales; Fabaceae.